UCAAACAAAAAGUACUGUAUUCUUGAACGAAGAGAGAGAACCGACCCAUCUAUGCCCUCGCCUUAAACCCUAGGUUGCAUUUGUAGUUGCCCAUCAACUGAGGAAGAUAAACAAAAGAAAAGAAUACUCUGCCCCUAAUUUUUCCUACACUUUCAGGAUCCAAGAUGACGAAGAAGAAGAUGAAGGAGAAGAGCGUAAACAUCUCGGGAAAGCCGAAGCACUCGCUGGACGCGAACCGUACGGACAAGAGCAAUGGUUCGCGUAGCGCCGCCACAGUUCGGCGGCUUCAAAUGUACAACACGAGGCCCAAGCGGGACCGAUCAGGCAAGAUCCUCAAGCACGACUUUCAGUCCAAGGAGCUUCCGAACACUCGAAUCCAACCUGACCGCCGCUGGUUCGGGAAUACUCGAGUUGUGAAUCAGAAAGAGCUUGAAUUUUUCCGUGAAGAGCUUCAAAAUCGGAUGUCUAGUAGCUAUAAUGUCAUUUUGAAGGAGAGGAAACUGCCCUUGUCCCUCUUGAAUGAUCGCCAAAAGCAAGCCAGAGUUCAUCUUCUUGAUACUGAGCCUUUUGAGGAUGCAUUUGGACCUAAGGCAAAGAGGAAGCGUCCAAAGCUCUUGGCAGCAGAUUAUGAGUCAUGGGCUAAGAAAGCCGAUGGUUCUCAGGAUGUCUUUGAGGAGAAGCAUGCUGCCAAUGCCUCUGCAGAAGGAGAUGAAGAAGAUGGACUUAGGGACCUGGUUCGGCAUACAAUGUUUGAGAAGGGUCAAAGUAAACGUAUAUGGGGUGAGCUCUAUAAAGUAAUAGACUCUUCAGAUGUGGUUGUCCAGGUUUUGGAUGCGAGGGACCCACAAGGUACAAGAUGUUACCAUCUAGAGAGACAUUUGAAAGAGCAUUGCAAGCAUAAACACUUGAUCCUUUUGAUAAACAAGUGUGAUUUGGUUCCUGCUUGGGCAACUAAAGGGUGGCUUAGAGUGUUAUCUAAGGAAUAUCCAACUCUUGCAUUCCAUGCGAGCAUCAACAAGUCAUUUGGCAAGGUACCCUCUCUGCUCAUGUAACUUUGUGGUCAUGAAGGUAACUUUGUUGAUGAAGCUUGCUACUCUAGUGGUUUAGUUUAGCUGACAUACUUGUGUGUUUCUUUUCCUCUCAAGGUUUGCAAGGUUGCUCCUAUUCCAGGUGAGACUAAAGUGUGGCAGUACAUAACUCUCACAAAGAGGAUCUUCUUGAUUGACUGCCCUGGAGUUGUUUACCAGAACAAGGAUUCCGAAACAGAUAUUGUACUGAAGGGUGUGGUACGUGUCACAAACUUGCAGGAUGCCUCAGAACACAUUGGAGAAGUUUUGAAACGUGUGAAGAAGGAGCACUUGGAAAGAGCGUAUAAGAUAAAAGACUGGGUUGAUGAAAAUGACUUUUUGGUUCAGCUAUGCAAAUUGUCAGGCAAGCUUUUGAAGGGUGGAGAACCUGACUUGAUGACGGCGGGAAAGAUGAUCCUUCAUGACUGGCAGAGGGGUAAGAUACCCUUUUUUGUGCCCCCUCCACGACAAGAAGCCAAGUCAUCGGAGGAACCCAAUGCUUUUGGCGCUGACAAAGUUGAAGGUGUGGAGAGCAGUCAAGCAGCUGCUGCUUUUAAAGCCAUUGCAAGUGUUAUUUCAUCCCAGCAGCUAAAAUCUGUCCCUGUUCAAAGAGAUCUCUUUAGUGAGAAUGAGUUAGAGGGUGAUACAGAUGCGCAGCUUCCGGCUGCUGAGGGUGAGACAUCCGAGCAGCUCCCAGCUGCCGAGAGUGAUUCACCUGUGCUGCUUUCAGCAUCUGAGGACGAGAGUGCUGACGAACUUCCUGCUAGUGACUAGUGAGCCAUAAUUUAUACCGAGGAGGAAGUCACUUUUUGUAGUCUGGGAAGUUUUAGAUGUCUAGUUCUCUUCAAAUAUUGCCUGCCAGAUUUGUUUUGAUUGCAGAGUAUAAAAUUGCGAGCUCGUUUAAUUAUAUUCUAUCACAAGUUUUUUUGUUUU
This is a messenger RNA of Corylus avellana, 2000 nucleotides long. NCBI's taxonomy places the organism in Eukaryota, Viridiplantae, Streptophyta, Magnoliopsida, Fagales, Betulaceae. The record is from RefSeq and is a predicted model, not a curated record.